This is a messenger RNA of Fonticula alba, 6623 nucleotides long. RefSeq lists its product as hypothetical. Gene Ontology annotation, biological process: endosome to lysosome transport; regulation of autophagosome maturation; endosomal transport. Gene Ontology annotation, cellular component: endolysosome membrane; late endosome. The transcript has 9 exons. Bases 129 to 6623 code for a protein of 2164 amino acids. The record is from RefSeq and is a predicted model, not a curated record. Lineage: Eukaryota; Rotosphaerida; Fonticulaceae.
CCCCGGCCACCCUCUCUUGCCUCGCCACGCCGACGCCUGGCGGCGUGCUCACACACCCAGGUCCCCGCACCGAGCGAGUGCGUGCUCGCGCGUGCCCUGACACCGCCGCCCCGGCGCCCCAGACAGCCAUGCGGGGAGCUUGGCGCGCCUGGACCGAGUCACUCACCCGCCCAAAGCGGAAGUACUCCCUCGAGAACUUCAAAUAUCUCACCCAGCAGCUUGCGCGGCACAAUGCCCAAUUUCUGUCCGGCGAGCCGACCGGCAUCGAUGCCAGCUCGCAGGCCAUCGUCGAGACCCUGCGGCAGAUCGCCGAGCUCCUCAUCUGGGGCGACCAGAAUGAGACGAACUUCGUUGAACACUCCUAUGAGGCCAACCUUCUGAGCAACUUCCUCCUCCUUCUCAAUCAGAAGCCGCCCCCUCCGCCAUCGAUUGUUGUGCAGCUUCUCCAAACGCUGAGCAUUCUCUUCGAAAACAUCCGCACUCAGACGCUCAUCUACUUCCUUCUGUCCAACAACUAUGUCAACGACAUCAUCCAGCAUGAGUUUGACUUCGGCGAUGAGGAGACCCUGGCCUACUACAUCUCCUUCCUGAAGGCCCUGUCGCUCAAGCUGAACCCCAGCACCGUCAGCUUCUUCUACAAUGAGCGCCAAAACGACUUCCCACUCUACUCCGAGGCGAUCAAGUUCUUCCGCCACGAUGAGAGUAUGAUUCGGGUAGCCGUGCGCACCCUCACGCUCAAUGUCUUCCGCGUGGACUGUCCGCGCGUGAAGAACUUCAUCCUCGACCGCUCGGCCCUCCCCUACUUCGCCAACCUCGUCUGGUUCAUCGGCGACCAAUCCCUGACCCUGGACGAGUUUGUGGUCUCCUCCAAGGGAUUCGAACUCGCCGGCAAGCUCAAUGACCAGGUGGCUGAGCAUGUGGAUCACUUUUACUACCUAAAUGACAUUUUGACCACCGGUGCACCGGAAAUCGGGGAGAUCCUCUGCCGACAGCUCAUUCGCAAGUUGGUCAUCCCCCUGUACCUGAUGUCGCUGCUUGACCCGACGGCCUCCUUCCUCCAGCUGGCCGGGUCUUCGGCGGAUCUGUCCCCGACCGCCGGGGCAGGAACCGGGGCGGCGCCAGUUCCGACGCGCGUCAGCGUCCGGACCGCGCUCACGCUCCUGGCCCAGAUGAUGCACAUUUUCAGCCACUCCAAGCUGGUGUCCCUGAUGGCGGUGCUCCUCUUGGCGCCGACCCGUGCGGCCUACCUGGAAUACCUGCGCCAGCUGUCCUCCAACCAAUCGAAGGGCCCCUCCUCGCUGCUGGUUUCGCCGCAGAUCCCCUCGUCCACGGCCUGCCUCGGCGACUCCUCGCUCGACAUCGACCGGAGCUCGGCCCUGGACAUUGAUGCCAUCAUUUGCGCGGCCUUUCGAUCGGCCAAUGGCAGCAUGGGCAUGGGUGCCGCCGCUGCCGGCGCCGACUCGACCACCGGCUCGACCCUGCUGGCGGCCAAUCCGCCGGCCAACCCGCGUGAUCCGGUUGACCUGUCUGGCGACCCGCGUGCGGAUGGCCAGGCUGCUGGUGCCUCCCUGGACAAUCCCGAGGGGCAUUCCUCCUCCACCUCGGCCGGGGGCCAUUCGGCGCUCGCCUCCAGCUGCGGCAUCUCGGAGUCCUCCUCCUCGGCUGCCUCGCACAGUCCGACCACCUCCCUUUCGGCAUUGCCCUCCUCGCUGUACUUCGUCAGCCGCCGGGACCGGGCAAGCGAGCACCGGCUGGUGAUCCCCAGCCGCAAGGGGCUUGGACCGCGGCGCCAGGCCGCCUCGCCCCUGCCGGAUCUCAAGAUCCCCAGUGCCUUCACCGGUGGCAAUGGGACCAAUGCCGGCUCGCCGACCGGGCAGGCGUCGAAGGGGCGCGCGGCUGCGGCUGCCGCUCCGGCCGUCGCCGCCGCUUCUGCCAUUGCCGCUGCCGGCGCCGGCGCCGGCGCCACUGCUCCUGUCGGGGGCCCCGCCUCGACCACCGCCGCCGCUGCCGCCGCCGCUGCGACUCCAUUGGCGGAUGAGCGGCCGAUUGGCUUUAAUCUUGGCAAGUCCUCUGAUCCCAAUCCCUUCCGCGAAGCAAUUCUCCACUUCCUGAAUUGCUCCGAGUCCGACCAGGAGGCCCUGCCCGUGCUGUCUCUCCUGCACUUGACCUCCAAGAACAAGAACAUCUCCCCGGCCAUCCUGGACCUGGUGGGGCUCCUCCCGCGGAGCUACACGGCCAGCCCGCCGGCGGCAGCCGACCCGCCCCCGGCGCAGGAUCCCCUUCCGGCAAAGUAUGACGGCGAGCUGGUGUCGGCCCUGCUGAACAAUGUCAUGGAGCAUUCGCACCGCUGUCGGCCGGUGACCCUGGCCCUGGCCACGUCGCUGUUGGGGGAAAUCACCUGGCGCCCCACGGUGCCCAGCGCGCCGCAUGAGGCCUCGCUCAACCCGCGGCACCUGCACACCCUGCGCUCGAUCGAGCUCAGCACCCGGUCGAAGCUCUUCGACUCGAUGCUGGGCUUCUACCUCCGGCCGGAUGUCUCCCGGUCGCUGCCGCUGACGGAGGAGCGCGGCCCGGAGGCCGGGCACCCUGGCACCGGGCAGCAAUCGCCCAGCUUCCCGGGUACGCCGCACGGCACCGGGCCGAUGGAUGCGUCGCGCGCCUCGGCCGACCGGUCAUCCACCGCCUCCUCGCGGUCAUCCAUGGCGUCCACCUCGUCGGCGGUCUCCGCGCCCCCGGCCUCCAUCUAUCGGCCGGGUCCGGCUCGCCCCGAUGCCAUGGCUGCCGGGGCGGAGUUUGGCCGCACCGAUCCCGAUGCCCUGCCCGACCAUCUGGACGUCUUUGAGGAGGAAUUUGUUCGGUUCACGCGCGCCUGCCCGGAAUUGGCCGAUGUGUGGUGGUCGGGCCCGGGUGCCUUUGCGCGCGCCCUCAGCAGCCCUGCCAGCACCUCGGCCAUUCCGGGCCCGUCGGCCGGCGCCCCGGCAGGUGGCCCCCCUGCGGCGGCCCCCAGCAUCUCGGUCCAGGAUGCCGGGCUGCUGUCGCCACGCCGGCGAUUGCCAUUUGCCGGGUUCCCGGCCCAGUUGCACGGUCAGGCCGAUGGCGGCCGGUCGUCCAUCUCCUCCGUGGCAUACCUGCCGCCCAACCCGAUCACCAUGGAGUCGCGCCCGGUGGCAGUUAUCCGGGAAAUUGCCAAUGGCUUCUGCCCGGUGGAUGUCAUCGGCCGCCUGGUGACCGGCAGCCCGGUGCUCCUGGUGCCGGUGGUGACCGAGCCUGGAAGUGUCUUCCUCCGGCGGCUGCCAUUCGACCAGCGCCCGGCGCUGAAUCUCUAUGAGGAUCUGGUCGGUCUCAUCCGGCGGUUCCUGGUGAUUCGCGCUCUGCGCCAGCGCCUUGCUGCCAGCCAUAGCUCCUGUGAACCGGAGCGCGAGCUCCCGCCCCCGCCGUUCGUCCGGCCGGCCGGUGCCUUUGCCUCGGAUCUGGUCGAUCUGUCGCAAUUCACCCUCUCCGAGAUGGGCGAGAAGGCCAAGGCCAGCCAAUCGGCCAGUCAGCAUGUGCAGCUGGCAGACUUGCACCUGGCCGCCCCUGCGGCCUCGGGCGCCUGCUUCAACAUCCUGCCCCUGGACUUUGGCACCCAUCGAGCCCUGGGGGAGUCCCUCGAGCUGACGGCCCUCCAGCAGGAUGCUCGGCUCAGUGGCCAGCCCUAUGUGCACAACACCAUCGACGUUGAGUUUUCCGUGUCGCAGGUGGCCGCCGGCGGCAUGAGCCACCCUCGGCGCCUGGUCCUCACCGGCGAGCGCCUGCUCCUGCUGGACUGCCCGACGCACCGCGGAGCCGAUGCCUCGGAAGGCAGCGCCACCGACGACGACCAUGACGCCGCCGUCGCCGGCGCUGCGACCACCGGCGGGGAUCCCCAUGGCGGGGCUCCCGCGGCCACGGUGCUUUUCGGGGUCACCUACUCGCGGGUGGCGUCGGCCGCCAUCCUCCCCGACACGGAUGACGGGCUGGCCACCUCCUGCCGGCUGAUGUUGGAGCUGCUCGUGGAUCCUGCCUGGGUGGACACGGCCCUCGGCCAUGUCAGCCCGGCGGAGCGCGCGGCCGCCAUUGGCGAAGCCGUGGCGACUGCUCGCCGGCGCACUUCGUCCGCCGGGGAGAAGCACAUCGACGAACCGGCUGCGGCCCCGGCCCCGGCCCCGGCCCCGGUCCCGGUCCCGGCGGCUCUUACUCCGCCACCGGUGCCCCGGCUGGCCGCGCGUGCGGGGCUCUUUGCCCUGCCGUCGGUCCAGGACCCGAGAGUUGGCGGCGGGCCUCUGCCCCCGGGCGCCGGGGGGGCCCUUGCCCCGGGCGAGGUCCCCCCAACGUCGGUCCUUGCUGCGGCCCUGUCCGGGCACUUCCUCUUCUCGACUGGCGGGCCGGGGGGUCUUGCCGAUGCGGCGGCCGUGGCGGCCGCCGAUGCCAGUCUCCUGGGCAGCGUGCGGCGCUUUUCCGCGGAAUUUGGCCGAGCCUCGGCGGUUGGUGCCCGACCUGGCCCCUUGGCUCUGCCGGCCGCGGCGGGCGGCGCGGGCGCGCGCAUGCCGGCCCCCGCGUCGCAGGUGGUCUUCCGGACGGCCCUUUCAACCCCGCCCUCCGGGCAACUCCAUGCCUCCUUGCCCGGUGUCCUGCCGGUGGCCCCGCCUCCGGCCUCCAUGCUUGGGGCCACAUUGCGGCAGCAUUACCGGUCGGCCUUCAUCUUCGUGGACUUCGCCUCGGCAUCGGAUGCCUUGCUGGCCUUCGCCGAGUUGGCCCGCUACCGGGCCCAUGGCCAGGCCACCCGGACGCGGGCCCUGUUGGGAGUCCUCGCAUCGACGCACUUCCUGCAGGUGGACCGCGCCACCGGGGCCGUUGCCGCUCGGCCGGCGCACCUGCACGCGGGCGGUGGGGCCGACCUGCCGGAAGCCCUGGCCGCCGUCAGUCUGUCGGAUGCCGUGGCCAGCGGGGGCGGUCCUCCUGUGCCGGGGCCCCCGCUGCCGCCGUCGCACCAGCAGCAGCAGCAGCAGCAGCAGCAGCAGCAGCACCUGUCCCGGCACUUGUCGCGUGUGCCGUCGCUCUCCUCCUGCCCCCUGUCCUUGUACUAUGGCGACUCCUUUGUGUCGCUGGCCAGCUCGAUGUCCGUCAUGUCGCUUGGUGGCGGCGUUGGUGGUGGGUCCACCGGGCCGACCGACGAGGCGGCGCCUGCCUUUCCCCCCUCGGCGGGGGGCAGCAGCCUCGGGGCGUCCUACCUGCGGAACUCCACCUCCUCGCCGAUCAUCCGUUCGAGCCAGCAGUCCCGGGCCGUCAGCACCGACCUGACGGCCCUGGACCCGACGCUCGAGGUGUCCGCCACGUCCAUCGGCCCGGACCUGGCUCCGUACCUGCUUUCGGACCAGGUCCUUCCGCAGAGCAUGCUCGCGGCGUUGGAGGCCUCGGCCUCGGCCAGUGCCGUGGCGCAGGCCCUGUCGCAGUCGUCCGACCCGGGGUCCUCCUCGAGCACCACCGACCCCGGUGACUCGCAGCUUCAGUUUGAUGGGGUGUCGACGACGCCGCCAUCGGACUCGAUGCCGCCCUCGCCGUCCGGCGGCUUCCCCGGGCAUGCCGCGCCCAAGCGCCCCUCUUUGGCCCCGGCGCCGCAGUCCGAUGCUGGUGCUUCAAAUUCAGACCCAGGGGAGGGUGCCCUUCCUGCCCCGGUGGCCGGCGCUGCCGGGAUUGACCGGGGGGCCGUCGCCGCCGCCGCCGCCGCCGGCGAGGGCCACCACUCCGACGGGGGGGAAGCCUCGUCGGAGACCGGCGAGGAUAUCCUCAUCCUCGCCGACCGGGUUCUCACUCAGGGCCAGGAAAUCUGCCUGCCUCCGGCCAGUCGCCCAGCCAGCCCAUGUCGCCCGGCGGUGGUUCCGGUCACCGUGCAGGGGGUCCCAUCUCCCUUCGGUCCGGCGCUGGGCUCUGCCCCGCUGGUGACCACCAGCAAGAUCAAUGACGAGCCCGCUCCGGUGUCGGAGCCAUGCAUGGCGGCUGGCGAUCCUGGGAAGCUGCAAUCCAUCUGCGAGGAGGCUGACCCCUCGGUGGGGGAAGCCGAAUCCCACGGCCACUCUACAGAGCUGGACUCCGGGCCGCCGGUUUCCGGCGGUGAGGAUGGUCAUUGCUCAGAUUGCUCGGACUGCCAUGGCGAUGCCGCUGCUGCUGCUGCUGCUGCUGAUGGUGAUGUUGAUCUGGGCAUGCAUCCAGAAGCUCGUGUGGAUGAUGGUGCCGGGGCCGAUGCCGACGCCGGUGCUGAUAUCCCUGCCGAUGCCGACGUCGGUGCUGAUAUCCCUGCCGAUGCUGGCGCUGAUGGGGGUGUUGGUGAUGAUCUUGGCAUUGGUGCCGAUGUCAAUGCUAGUGCCGACACUCCGGUUGCCGCGAGCUCCGGCGAUGACACUCAGACCGAUGCCGAUACCACGACCCCCGGUGCGGAUGUUGGGGCUCAGCCUGGCAAUGCCAUUGAGGCGGCUUCGGGCAGCCCGGGCCCCGACGCCGAUGUCGCCACCGAGGCCCAUGCUGAUAUCAGCGCCGGCGCUGAGGUCAACGCAGAUGUCGGCGAUGAUGCCAUCGAGGGGGGGGCCCUCCCCGUUGGGCACCAGUGA